AUGGUAGACGUGAAACUACUAGGAUUUUGGUCUAGUCCUUUUGUUCAUAGAGUGAUAUGGGCUCUAAAGUUCAAAGGCAUAACAUAUGAAUAUAUAGAACAGGAUAGACAUACCAAAAGCCAGUUACUCCUUCAAUCCAAUCCUAUUUACAAGAAAGUGCCUGUUCUUAUUCACCAAGGAAAAGUCAUUGUAGAGUCACUUGUUAUUCUCGAAUACAUUGAAGAAACUUGGCCGGAGAAUCCAUUGCUUCCCAAAGAUUGUCAUGAAAGAGCCUUAGCUCGAUUCUGGAUUAAAUUUGGAGAAGAUUCGAUUGCUUCUCUAACUCGUUUGUUUAUGCGACCUCCUAAAGACGAAAAGGAAAGAGUUGAGGCAAUAGAAAAAGCACAAGGAACUAUCACAAUAAUGGAAGAGCAAGGUUUAGGGGACAAGAAGUUUUUUGGUGGCAACAAUAUUGGAAUGGUAGACAUUGUAUAUGGAUGCCUUAGUCAUUGGUUAGAAGGGUUAGAGGAAAUUGUUGGGAUCAAAUUAAUUGAGGAAAAGAAAUUUCCUUACUUGCAUUCAUGGAUUCAAAACUUUAAGCAAGUUCCUCUAAUUAAAGAAAAUCUUCCUGAUUAUGAGAAAUUAUUGGUCCAUCUUCAAUGGCGCAGGCAGGAAUAUAUUAUAUAG
Messenger RNA from Lathyrus sativus (Indian pea), 666 nucleotides. NCBI's taxonomy places the organism in Eukaryota, Viridiplantae, Streptophyta, Magnoliopsida, Fabales, Fabaceae. The record is from the annotation of a GenBank genome assembly.